AUGGCUCGAUACCCUUCACUGCCCACUCAACAAAGCCGGCCGGUGCAUGCCACCCCAGCUCCUUUCGUGAACCACGCCUCGCCUGCCGACGCCAACUAUGAUACCGCCAACCCUGCAUACAUCCGCAAGUACCUGCGCACAUACGGCCUCACUCCUCCUCGCGCCGAGGGUUACGAAACACAAAAGACCCGAUGCCUGGCUCAGCUGGGUCUCAAGAAUACACCCAUUGACAAGUUCCUAUACCUCAGCACUCUGCGCAAGAACAAUGUGCACCUAUUCUACCGUCUGGUGACAGACCACCUCAGGGAAAUGACUCCCCUGAUCUAUACCCCAGUGGUGGGCGAGGCCUGCCAACGGUGGUCCGAGAUCUACCAACAGCCCGAAGGUAUGUACCUGAGCUGGGAGGAUCGCGGAAAUCUGGCUUCGGUCAUCUCCAAUUGGCCUGAGUCUAGCGUCGAAAUCACAUGUAUCACCGAUGGCUCCCGCAUCCUCGGACUGGGUGACCUGGGCAUCAACGGUAUGGGUAUCCCCAUCGGAAAGUUGGCCCUUUACACCGCCUGUGCUGGUAUUCGUCCCGAGGCCACCCUGCCUCUGACUCUUGAUCUGGGUACUGGUAACAAGGCCCUCCGGGAAGACCCGCUCUACAUGGGGAGCCGUCGCGAGAAGGUCUCACCCGAAGAGGAGCGGGAGUUCUUGGAUGAACUGAUGGCUGCUCUUACCGAGCGCUGGCCUGGUAUCGUCAUCCAAUUCGAGGAUUUCAAGAACCCCUUCCCCGCUCUGGAGCGGUACCGCGACAUGUACACUUGCUUCAACGAUGACAUCCAGGGUACUGGCGCUGUCAUCCUUGGCGGUGUCAUCAACGCUGUCAAGCGCUCCGGUCUGCCCUGCAAGGACCACCGCGCGGUGUUCUUCGGCGCGGGCAGCGCCGGUGUCGGAGUUGCCCGCCAGAUCGUCGAAUUCUUCAUGCGCGAAGGCAUGACCGAGGAUGAAGCCCGUAACUGCUUCUACCUCGUCGACACCAAGGGUCUCGUCACCGCUGACCGCGGCGACAACCUCGCCGACCACAAGGUCUACUUCGCCCGCCGUGACAACAACGGCGAGCAGUACAAGACUCUCGAUGAGGUCGUCGAUUACGUCAAGCCCUCCAUCCUGAUGGGUCUCUCCACCAUGGGCGGCGUCUUCACCCCGGAGAUCCUGCGCAAGAUGGCUGACUGGAACACCGCCCCUCUCAUCUUCCCCCUCUCCAACCCCUCCUCCAAGUCCGAGUGUGACUUCGAGACCGCCGUCACCAACACCGACGGUCGCUGUCUCUUCGCCUCCGGCUCCCCCUUCCCCAACUGCACCUUCACCAACUCCGCCGGCGAGACCCGCACCUACUACCCCGGCCAGGGAAACAACAUGUACGUCUUCCCUGGUAUCGGUCUCGGUAGCAUCCUGUCCAAGGCCGUCCGUGUCACAGACAGCAUGAUCUACGCCUCCGGCGCGGCCCUUUCCGCUGCCCUCACCGGCGAGGAGAUCCAGCGUGGUCUACUUUACCCCGACAUCACCCGCAUCCGCGAGGUCAGUGUCGUCGUCACCCGCAAGGUGAUGCGCGCUGCCCAGGAGGACAAGGUGGACCGCGAGAUUGCGCUGCGUUCUAUGAGCGACGCCGAGUUGGACAACUGGAUCAAGUCCCGCAUGUAUGACCCUCACACCGAGGUCCGCGCUCUCGAGCGCGAGGUCGGCCACCUUCUCUCCAGUCUGGGAACAAUCUCGCCCCCAAUGACGGCGAGUGGAUCCCCCACUGAGGAGAAGAAUGCCAAGUUGUAA
Messenger RNA from Penicillium verrucosum, 1809 nucleotides. RefSeq lists its product as uncharacterized. The coding region runs from base 1 to 1809 and encodes 602 amino acids. Gene Ontology annotation, molecular function: NAD binding; malate dehydrogenase (decarboxylating) (NAD+) activity. Gene Ontology annotation, cellular component: mitochondrion. Gene Ontology annotation, biological process: pyruvate metabolic process; malate metabolic process. The record is from RefSeq and is a predicted model, not a curated record. Lineage: Eukaryota; Fungi; Ascomycota; Eurotiomycetes; Eurotiales; Aspergillaceae. The transcript is spliced from 5 exons.